Messenger RNA from Balaenoptera ricei (Rice's whale), 4935 nucleotides. It is a transcript of the gene PPM1K, whose product is annotated as protein phosphatase, Mg2+/Mn2+ dependent 1K. Gene Ontology annotation, biological process: protein dephosphorylation. Lineage: Eukaryota; Metazoa; Chordata; Mammalia; Artiodactyla; Balaenopteridae. Gene Ontology annotation, molecular function: protein serine/threonine phosphatase activity; cation binding. The transcript has 7 exons. The record is from RefSeq and is a predicted model, not a curated record. The coding region runs from base 253 to 1371 and encodes 372 amino acids.
CAUCUGGCAGCUGCCCGAGAAAAAUUCUCGAGAAUUUCCAGCAGAUGAGCCAGUGGCUGUGCUAACUGCUUGCUCCAGCGACUGGAAACAUCGGAGAAGGCAGCCUUAUUUACAGAAAACCCCUCUCCCGCCCUCCGUUAGCUAAUUAAAAUUUUUCCAGGGGCAUUGCCAUCACGAGUUGCAUCGUUUCUCUGGAAGGCAGCCCACUGCAGUUCCAUUGACCUUUCCCUCAUUCCUGAGUCCUCUGGAGUUAUGUCAACAGCUGCCUUACUUACUUUGGUUAGAAGUGGUGGGAACCAGGUGCGGAGGAGAGCGCUGCUCAGUGCCCGCCUGCUGCAGGACGACAGGCGGGUGACGCCCACGUGCCACAGCUCCACUUCGGCGACCAGGUGCUCCCGGUUUGACCCUGAUGGUAGCGGACGACCAGCCACGUGGGAUAAUUUUGGCAUCUGGGACAACCGCAUCGAUGAGCCGAUUCUGCUGCCACCCAGCAUUAAGUACGGCAAGCCGAUUCCCAAAGUCAGCUUGGCGAACGUGGGCUGCGCCUCGCAGAUUGGCAAACGAAAAGAGAACGAAGACCGCUUUGGCUUUGCUCAGCUGACAGACGAAGUCCUGUACUUUGCAGUGUAUGAUGGCCAUGGCGGACCUGCGGCGGCCGACUUCUGUCACACCCACAUGGAGAAAUGCAUCCUGGAUUUGCUUCCUAAGGAGGAGAACUUGGAAACUGUGUUGACCUUGGCUUUUCUAGAAAUAGAUAAAGCCUUUGCAAGGCACGCCCACCUGUCUGCUGAUGCGACCCUUCUGACCUCUGGGACUACCGCAACAGUAGCCCUUUUGCGAGAUGGUAUUGAACUGGUUGUAGCCAGUGUUGGGGAUAGCCGAGCUAUUUUGUGCAGAAAAGGAAAACCCAUGAAGCUGACAAUCGACCACACUCCAGAAAGAAAAGAUGAAAAAGAAAGGAUUAAGAAAUGUGGCGGUUUUGUAGCUUGGAAUAGUUUGGGACAGCCUCACGUGAACGGCAGACUCGCGAUGACCAGGAGUCUUGGAGAUCUGGAUCUUAAAACCAGCGGUGUGAUAGCAGAACCGGAAACAAAGAGGAUUAAGCUACAUCAUGCUGAUGACAGCUUCCUGGUCCUCACUACAGAUGGAAUUAACUUCAUGGUAAACAGUCAAGAGAUUUGUGACUUCGUCAAUCAAUGCCAUGAUCCCAAUGAAGCAGCCCAUGCAGUUACUGAACAGGCAAUACAGUAUGGUACUGAAGAUAACACUACUGCAGUAGUAGUGCCUUUUGGUGCUUGGGGAAAAUACAAGACCUCUGAAAUCAACUUCUCAUUCAGCAGAAGCUUCGCCUCCAGUGGACGAUGGGCCUGAUCACUUGCUGGGACUCGGAGUUUCUGUGCAGUUUUUCACUGAUUGUGUCAAGAAACUGAUAAGAUUUUAAAAAGUCGACUGUACCAAGGUGACCCUAGGACUCACUAGAUCAGUACACAAAUCACUAUAAACUUAGUAACCAUCUACAUAGUAGUUUUUCAUAAGUACCUGUCAUAUUUAUGUUCAACUAACUGUACAUAACUCAGUAUAAAUACGUGUAAUUCAGCUAUUGUGAAUGAGUCUCUGAGUGAGCAAAUGAAAAAUGGUUAUGAUACACUUGCUGAGUGUUAAAUUUCUAUAUGAAUUUCUUUUGAUCAUUUCUGAUCUUUAUUCAUUUGACCAGGUUCUUGGCCUUCAAGUUCUUCAAAACUAGUCAGUAUUUUGACAGCUACUCAAUGGUUAUCUGCAAGUGUUUAUUUUUAAUAACUGUACCAAGCAGUAAGUAUGAAAACUGAGUUCUCUGUUACUGUAUUUUGUACUCUGGAUCACCUACUGGUGAAUGUAACAAUGCAAAAGAAAUUAAUUCAGCUAACAUGACACUGCUAAGCUGUAUACAUAUGUACAACAGUGCACUUACGUAUUUCAACUGUGUCCCCAGGUCUCUCCUGCCCCCAGUCAAUUCAUUCCUGUUUUUCUGUAGGUAAGAAUGCUAUAUAGCUAUGACCCUUCCCUCAUAUCAGAAAAGAAUGUCCAGGCUAAGAGUUCUUUGGUCAAAGCUAUACAGAGUUACAUACUGACAGUAUCAAGUAUUUUGUAUAACUUUUCCAUUUGUUAUCUCGAAUUCUCUGUUUUGUGUUUUGUAUACAGUAUGUUUAUAUCACUUUUUGUAUAGAGUAAGCAAGUCGGAUAAUUUGUCAGUAAAAAUAAUCCCACAUUGACUGAUAACUGCUACAGACAUAGCUUGAGGUUUAUGUCUCCUUUUUCUAAGACUCCUAAGAAAGAAUAAAUCUUAAAAAAAAAAGCGCCUUAUCUAUUCCAGCUUGCUAUGUAAUUUAGGAGUAUAAAACUAUAUUUCCUUAUAUCUGUGUGUCAGUUUGCUGUUAAAAUGUGAAUCUCUAAGUGUGUGUAUGGAAUUACAUCUGCAGUUUAUUUCUGCUGACAGUGUAAAUUUGUUGUAUGUGUAGGUGUAUGUACAUAUGUAUAUUUUAGACUAAUGGACAAAGAAAGGGAACAAUCCUGCAUAGCUCCUUCACCAGUUAGCUUUCAAUUAUUGAUAUGUUUAUCUCUAGGAACUCUUGACAAACUGAGGGAAGUUUCAGAGUGGAGAACCAAUGGUUACUGGGAGAUAAGGAAAGAGAUUAAAAAUGGCUGUAGGAGAUAUUUUGUGGUGGGUAACUUAUGUGGAAAAACCUAGGAACAGAACAGCAUUUGAAGCUACAUUGCUAUAUUGUAAUUUGCAUAUAAAAUAAUAGGAUGUGAGAAAAAUACUGAAGUGUUAAGAACGACGUGGAGUUCUGUGGAAACAAAAGAAAAACCAAAACGAUAAAGUUGAUGUACCUUCAACUCUUAGUUUUCAGGUUGACUUUUCUUUUAAGUUUUACUCAAGGCUUAUUAGAAGGAAGAGGGCACAACAUCAAUAUUCACAUCUCACCUGUUUGGGAAUGGAAGAAAAUAAAUCUUGAGUUUUCCUGCCUGUAUUAAUCAGGAAUUAUCCUUUGGAAAAAAGUGGUAUGGAAAUAUUUCAAGGUUUGUUUUUUUUUUCCAAGAAAGUUUGGUAAAAGAAAGAAAAACAUUACAAGAAAGGAUACGGUCUCCUAUUCAUUGCCUGGGAAGUGAGGAACCAAAGGUAGGCUAAGAAACCUGGAAAACUUUCUCCCUCUUUCUGAGUGGGGUCUUGGGACAUAAACAUGGAAGCUACAUUUAGGAGUAUGGAGAGUUUCCAAACUAACAAGCAAACAGAAACUCUAAAGCACAAGAUGACCUUCUAAAAAUGUAGGUUUUAUUUUUGUUUUGAAUUCUUCACAUUGCUAUUCCUUUCUUUCACUUUAAAAAAACAAGCGUGGGAGUGAUGUUGUUGACUUCAGAGGUUUAAGAGUCACUGACGCAUUGGGUGGAUUGCCAUCUGUGACAAAGAAGAAUUUGUAGGACAUGCAGGCCUUGGUCUGGAGUGGAUUUUGCUCUGCUCAACCUGAAAGUUUUUAAAACCUGAAACUAGUCAGCUUUGACUAAAUCAUAAAAACACACUAGUGUCUGUUUUUCAAGCCACAAUGUUGAAGUAUAACUUAUAGAUUAUUAUAAUCCAUAAAAGAUAAGCAUACACGUAUUAGGCUUCUAAGUCUAUUACUGGGAAUUACGCAAAUAGUAGUGGAACAAAAGGACUGUUCUAAAUCGUUUUUUAGUUAUAACUGUGAAUUUGCCAUGUGGCUGUUACCAUGUGGGUAUAGGUAUGGUGUAAAUUAUAUUAAUGUAAUUAAACUUAAAUCAAUUGUAUUUAUGUUUGCCUUUCAUUUAUAUGUAGUAUAUAAAUCAUCUUUCUAAAAUGUGUUGCCUAACUUCAUUUGCCAUCAUUGAUUUGGCAAAAUCGUCUUAAAAUCAUUGUGAUUUUUCACAAGUAUAAAUUCUUAAGUACCUUAUAUAUUCAAGUGUAAAUGCAGUCCUGCUUUCCAUCAACUAUUUGUUACAGACCCUUGUGUUAAGUGCGUCAAAGUUUUAUGCACUUUUUCUGAAAAAAUAAAGUUUUGGCAGGAUCAGUUUUGAAUUUCUGUACUGUAUGAUGGGAAUUGCUUACUUUGAAGAAUUGUUAGCAUGUAAUUUAAAUAGAAAUUAUUUUUUCUAAGUGGAAUUUAAUUUUUUUUUAAACCAAUCUUGGCAGAGAAUGAGUAGGCCUAUACUAACUCUUCAGUAUCAGACAGGACAUUUAGUUUUCUUUCUAAGAAUGGACAAGGAUUUAAUUUCACAGUAAUAUUAUAAUAAGAAAAUGCUUCAAGGUGCAGUGGGGGAAGGGAUGGUUAAAGUUUAGCAUUGAACCCUUAAACACAAACAUGUAUUUGUAUUUUCCUUUAGCACUUCAGUUCACAUACCCGUGUCUGUACAAAGUGACAUAAAAUUCUGGUUGGGUUACGUUUUAUUGCAUUUAUUAUAUUCACUUAUCUGGAUGACUUCAGCAGAAAUAAAAAGUCAUGUCUUUAGAAGCCAAACUGUGAUGACCUGCCUGUUGCUUUUGGCAUCUGGAAUGAGACCGCUUGACUCUCUGGCAGCUCCCCUUGGUUGUUAGAUGGUUGAAAUGGUCCACUGAUGGUCAUAUUGCGCAUUCUAGGCUGUGAAGUCAUGGUGUUGUUCCAUCUCCAAGAAUGACUCUUCUUCCACUGGAUUCCUGUACAGAAUUUAGCAGUUUGCUGUCUCCCAAAUUAGUUUCUGCUAAAGUGCUCUUGUGUACAUUUGUUUUAUAAUUUACCAAAGUACUAAUUGGGUGUAUAGCACUUCUGGAGUUGGCUGAUGUAAUUGCUGCUUUGACCAUUGUUUUAAAAGUAUGUAUUAGAGUAACCGUAAGCAUCCUAAAAUCAUAUCUCAGUGUUCAAAGCAACAUUUAAAUAAAGUACAUGCAUUAAACACUUUAAAAUCAAA